AUGCCAUUUCCUGUGCGACUGCAGGGCUCUACAGCAUCCGGAACAUCGAUUUUCUUUGCUCACUCACGCAUUCGAGUUCUACGAACGAGCCAGGUGGCGAAGUGCGGUGACCUAGGCUCUUCUAGUAUCAUCAGUGCAAUAGAGAGAACAGUUUGCUGGGACUACUCAGAAUGUCGCACUUCGGGUGUCACGCGCGAUGGUCCGACGGAAUUUGACCCCGAAACGUACGCCUUGUUCGAUCCUGUGGCAUUGCGAGAAGUUGGCACUUUUAUGAUCUGCUUCUGCUCAGGAGCCGGACCAGGGUAAUUAAUGUUCUUUCAACUUGUUUUCGUCCGUCGUGUAUCUUCUGUGCUAAUGAUGUUUGAGCUUGAUAACUACGAAUUAUUCCGUUUAUGAUUUAUUCCGUGACCUUUCUUGCAGGCAGUCGAUAGUCUGUAAUACACAAGAUUUAUUGCCUCGCUUUGGUUUACGAUGACUGACUCUCAGUUUCUUCGAAACAAAUUUUCAAGGUCUUCUGCAAGCAAGUGCACGCAAGACGCAGACUACAACAUCCGGGUUGGCACAGUCAAGGUGACAGGAAUCGAGACGAAUAG
Amoebophrya sp. A25 is the source of this 593-nucleotide messenger RNA. Lineage: Eukaryota; Dinophyceae; Syndiniales; Amoebophryaceae. The record is from the annotation of a GenBank genome assembly.